Messenger RNA from Helianthus annuus (common sunflower), 1122 nucleotides. RefSeq names its product LAG1 longevity assurance homolog 3. Gene Ontology annotation, molecular function: sphingosine N-acyltransferase activity. The transcript has 6 exons. The coding region runs from base 40 to 960 and encodes 306 amino acids. Gene Ontology annotation, biological process: ceramide biosynthetic process. Gene Ontology annotation, cellular component: endoplasmic reticulum; membrane. The record is from RefSeq and is a predicted model, not a curated record. NCBI's taxonomy places the organism in Eukaryota, Viridiplantae, Streptophyta, Magnoliopsida, Asterales, Asteraceae.
UUCAACUGAAAUUUAGAGCAAAAUACCAUCUUUGUCAACAUGGGUUUGAUUCAAGCAUUAAAACUGAUAGAUUUUGAACAUGAAUCGUUCCCAGCUUACCAAGAUUUCUUGUUUCUUCCUUUGUUUUCCAUCUUCUUCCCAACUGUUCGGUUUUUUCUCGACAGACUUGUCUUUGAGCAAAUAGGAAGGCGUUUAAUACUCAACAAACGGCUUACUAUAGAGACUGAUGAUGAAAGAAUCAAAAAAAUGAUUAAAUUUAAGGAAUCAGCCUGGAAAUUUGUAUAUUAUCUUUCUGCAGAAAUCCUAUCCUUGGCUGUCACUUAUAACGAGCCAUGGUUCACUAAAACAACCAACUUUUGGAUUGGUCCGGGCAGUCAGAGAUGGCCAGACCAGAAAAUGAAGUUAAAACUAAAGGCCAUGUACAUGUAUUCUGAUGGAUUCUACACAUACUCAAUAUUUGCUUUGAUUUUCUGGGAAACAAGGCGAUCAGAUUUUGGUGUGUCAAUGGGUCAUCAUAUUGCAUCUGUCCUUCUUAUUACAAUGUCAUAUAUAUGCAGAUUUGCUCGUGUUGGGUCAGUUGUUUUAGCUCUUCAUGAUGGUAGUGAUGUCUUUCUUGAACUAGGGAAGAUGUCUAAAUACAGUGGUUAUGAAGGGCUUGCAAGCUUUUCAUUCAAUUUGUUUGUAAUUUCAUGGGUAAUCCUUCGUCUUAUUUGUUUCCCGUUCUGGAUCCUAUGGAGUACAAGUUAUGAAGUUGUUCAAACUUUGGAUCAAGAGAAGCACAGUCCUGAAGCACCAGUCUACUAUUAUGUUUUUAACACUUUGCUUUUUUGCUUGUUUGUUUUUCAUAUAUAUUGGUGGGUGCUAAUGUACAGGAUGCUUCUUAAACAAAUCCAAGAUAGAGGCAAAGUCAGUGACGAUGUUCGUUCUGAUUCUGAAAGUGAUAAUGAACAUGAAGAUUGAUUGUUCUAUUGCACAAUUAAUGUAGUUCCAAAUCAUGAGUGUAAUCAUUUUAUGAAUUUCGUAAAUUCCAUUGUAUACAUAUACCUAACCUCUAUCCUCUCCAAGUACGUACAAGAUCCAGUCUGUCUACAAUGAGAGAGUUAACAAGUUUAUUAGUCCAAA